Messenger RNA from Aureococcus anophagefferens, 1061 nucleotides. RefSeq lists its product as hypothetical. Gene Ontology annotation, cellular component: cytoplasm. NCBI's taxonomy places the organism in Eukaryota, Pelagophyceae, Pelagomonadales, Pelagomonadaceae. Gene Ontology annotation, molecular function: oxidoreductase activity, acting on a sulfur group of donors, disulfide as acceptor; protein binding. The record is from RefSeq and is a predicted model, not a curated record. The transcript has a single exon. The coding region runs from base 5 to 1051 and encodes 348 amino acids.
CGAGAUGAUGCUCGCUCGACGCGCCAGCCAUGCGCUUCGCUCUGCGUCGAUCGCCGCCCAGGCGUGCCGCCGCCCUACGACGACUCGCCACCUGAGCGCCGCGCCGUCAACCUUCAUCUACGACGUGACCUCCGGUGACUUCGCGCCCAAGGUGCUGCAGGCCCAGGUCCCGGUCAUCUUGGACUGCCACGCCGACUGGUGCGGCCCCUGCAAGACCUUGGGCCCGCUCCUCCAGAAGCACGUGACCGCGUUGAACGGCGCCGUCGCGCUCGCCAUGUUGGACGUCGACGCGGAGCAGGACCUGAGCGCGCAGCUCAACGUGAAAUCGCUUCCCACCGUCUUCGGCGUGUGGCAGGGCGGCGUCCAGGACCACUUCGUCGGCGCGAAGAGCGACGCGGAGGUCGAGGCCUUCGUGGCGAAGAUGGCCGCGCUCGCCGGCGGCGCCGCGCCCGCGGAGCCCGCGGGGGACUCGAUCCGGCGGCGGGCGUUCGCGGCGCUCAUCGAGGACGGCGACGUCGCGGGCGCGGCGCACGCCUUCAAGUCCGAGUACGAGCGGCUCCGGGCCCUGGACGACGACAACGUCGCCGAGGGCGCGAAGCGGAAGAAGUCCUUCACGCCCGUGGAGUUCGACGCCGAGCGGCCGGCGGCGGCGGAGAUGGCGUGGUGCCUCCUGGGCCUCGCGCGCUGCGCGGUGGCCAACGACCCGCCGGAGCCCGACGCCGCGGCCCACCUCCUGGGCACGCUGCGGGACCCGAAGCGCGCGGGCGUGCUCGACGGCGACGCGGAGCUCAAGGCCGCGGUGAGCCACCUCGCUCUCGCGCUCGACGGCGCCGCGGCGGACGCGGCGUCGCCCCUCGCCGCGGCGCGGGAGGCCUUCGCCGCGGGCGACGCCGAGGGGGGCCUGGACCUCGCGCUCGCCGCCGUGAGGGACAGCGACGACGCGGACGCCAAGGAGGACGCGCGCGCGCUCGUGCUCACGUUCAUCGACGCGCUCGGCGCCGUGCCCGCGGCGACGAAGGCGCGCCGGAAGCUCGCCAUGUACCUCUUCUAAUUGAUCUGGC